GGAAAUUCCAUAUUUUAUGGAAUUGUGCGAAAUAGGACCUUGGUCGCAAAUGCCCGUAGGUCAUUUUGUGCGAUAUGUCAUUAGUUCCAACUUUGCGGAUCCCGAAAUUAAUUACAGGGUGCCCUAAUAAAUCUUCAGGAGGCAAUAUGCACAAUUCAUGUCAGUUAUCUACAUCGACACCCUGUGGGAAAAAAAGUGGAAGUCUGUCCAACACGCGACUAGGCAUUCGUUGAAUGGGACCGUAGACAAGGACAGGAAACGGAAUCAAUCGGAAAUGCAAGUAAGAGGGUGAAUGUCGCGUGGUUACUACCGGGUGGGGAUGAAGUGGGGAUGAAAACGUGUCCGGACGGCGCUCGUAUCAACAGGGUAAGUCUGUGACACAUUCAACCACAGGUUGUACGCGUGUAGAUACGACGUCAGACACGCGCUUCAUUUCCGAAAUAUUUGCGAGGCAAGUGUCCCGUGUGGUGACGACAUGGAUCAUAGUUUAUCUCAGAACACCCCGUUGCAUUGGGGCUAUUCCGCGAACAACCCCGCAACUACGUCUUGGACACCAGUGACCCGGGCAGUGAAAAGGCCUCUUUCAGAAAGUGACGACUGUGAUGAUGUGUUUUCUGAGGAAUCCAAAGACCAGUGCACAUCACCAGGCGAUGCGGAUAGCUGCCAAAUGUUGUCACGUAAGAAACGCAGAGGUGUCAUAGAGAAAAAACGCAGAGAUCGAAUAAACAUGUCUUUGAGUGAACUCAAACGGCUCGUCCCAAGUGCCUUCGAGAAGCAGGGCUCUGCCAAGUUGGAGAAAGCCGAAAUUCUGCAGAUGACCGUUGAUCAUCUCAAGAUGCUACAUUCCAAAGGCAUAGACUCCUUCGCAUAUGAUCCUCACAAAUACGCAAUGGAUUAUCACGGUAUGGGCUUCAGGGAAUGCGUGGCAGAAGUAAUCAGAUAUCUAGAAAGAAUAGAGGGGCUGGACGUUCAGAACCCCUUGAGGUUGAGGUUGACCUCGCAUCUUCAGUGCUGCGCUGCACAGAGAGAACUGGCCAGCAAGCAGGCUGCAACCAGUCCUUGGGGAUAUGGGACAGCACAACCAUACCCUCCGCCACCACCGCUAAACACGAUUCCAUCGGCACCUUCUACACAAACACAUCCAAUAACUAAUUUGAAUACACACCAGCCUACACCUAUACAUCACCAUAAUAUGCACCAUGAUAUGGGUCAUUUCGAUGUAAGCACUUCUUGUGCACAAUCUUCUUCGUCUGCUCAAACGACAGAUUCGAGUAGACUGGUACCGGCACCAUCAACGGCUAUCUUAACUCCGUUAACUUCUACCACAGCUUCUGCUUUAGCUUACAGUCCUCAUCAGUACCCACCGAACACAUUCACUAUCCCUACUUCUAGUCACCAUCAAAACUACAACCAAAGCAACAUACCGACUUCACAGGGGAUGAAACCUUAUAGACCAUGGGGAGCUGAAGUAGCGUAUUGAGUCAGAAAUAUGGAAUUAUAUUUUCAGUGCCUAAUUAUUGAUAAUCCAACGAAAUAUCAUAUUCUACAAGUCCCGACAGUGCCAUGAUGAAAUUGAUGUGCCUUAAUGGAAAUUAUACAGAUCAUUUUCUUGCAGGAAUCAUUGAACGAAGCACAAAAACCAAAUAAUGGAUGUAAAUAGUUGUAAAUACUGUGCUUGCACUGAAUGUUUCUUAUUUGUACCUUAGAACAUAUUAUAUAUUUUAUUUAUUACUUAUUUAAGAAGAAUACAUUCCAAAAUAUAUUUCCGGUAGUCAGUGUUAUCUUUCAGGGAUAAUAGCUCGUUGAACACCUUGUGGUUUGACUAAAUUGUGAUUUUGUAUAUAAGCAAUAAAAACUUAUGAUUCUUAAUAAAGUUUUCUUUUUUUCAUUCCAUUUUACAAGCGAAGCUUGCAAAAUACUCGGCCAUCUCUGAUAUUAUACUAAAUAUCCGUCAAAUACUCGGUACAUACGGAAGUUAUAAUAUGCAAAUCCGAGGAGUAUUCCCACUCAUUAAUUCAUAGGCGAGUCGUUAAAAUUUCCAUACACACUAAACCGCAUUUGUUGAAUUUGGGGAGUCCGGGCUUAAUUAGUGCAUACAACGCGUGUAAGAGAUU
Coccinella septempunctata (seven-spotted ladybird) is the source of this 2114-nucleotide messenger RNA. RefSeq names its product hairy/enhancer-of-split related with YRPW motif protein (gene Hey). The record is from RefSeq and is a predicted model, not a curated record. The coding region runs from base 476 to 1480 and encodes 334 amino acids. NCBI's taxonomy places the organism in Eukaryota, Metazoa, Arthropoda, Insecta, Coleoptera, Coccinellidae. The transcript has 3 exons. Gene Ontology annotation, biological process: anterior/posterior pattern specification; regulation of transcription by RNA polymerase II; regulation of neurogenesis. Gene Ontology annotation, molecular function: RNA polymerase II cis-regulatory region sequence-specific DNA binding; DNA-binding transcription factor activity, RNA polymerase II-specific; protein dimerization activity. Gene Ontology annotation, cellular component: nucleus.